AUGCUUUGCAAUUAUGGUUACGAUAAUGAAAAAAUUAAACUGAUUAGUGGAGAAAACUCAAGUUGUCACACAACUUCUAACCUUUCACCGGUAAAAAAUCUAAACUAUCCUGCACUAGUGAUUGUUGUUGCACCUGAGAAACCUUUCAAUAUCAAGUUUCCUAGAACAGUUACAAAUGUUGGCUCUCACAAUGCAACCUACAAGGCUAUUGUCACCCCAAUUUCAAAUAUUAAGAUUAUAGUAGAGCCAAAUCAUCUCUCAUUCAAAUCAAUACAAGAGACACAAUCAUUUGUUGUCAAUGUUAUUGGGAGAGUAGAGUCAAAUCAAAUUGUGUUUUCUUCUUUACUUGUUUGGUCAGAUGGCACCCACAAUGUCAAGAGUUCAAUAAUCGUACAAAUAACAUCCUAA
Molecule: messenger RNA, 408 nt
Organism: Vicia faba (fava bean)
Lineage: Eukaryota; Viridiplantae; Streptophyta; Magnoliopsida; Fabales; Fabaceae
Source: the annotation of a GenBank genome assembly